Oreochromis niloticus (Nile tilapia) is the source of this 1554-nucleotide messenger RNA. RefSeq lists its product as uncharacterized. Gene Ontology annotation, biological process: cellular response to lipopolysaccharide; immune response; cell surface receptor signaling pathway. Gene Ontology annotation, cellular component: external side of plasma membrane. The coding region runs from base 173 to 895 and encodes 240 amino acids. Lineage: Eukaryota; Metazoa; Chordata; Actinopteri; Cichliformes; Cichlidae. The transcript is spliced from 4 exons. The record is from RefSeq and is a predicted model, not a curated record.
CUCACACAACACGGAAGAGUUUGAACGAGCAGCUUUAACUUUAUUUAAACCUUAAAUGUAAUCUGAUGUGUUCAGGUUUAAACUCAGGUUCAGUUAUUGAGUGAAAAUACCAACAGACUCAGACAUUUAGAACAAACUAAGAGUCAGAUCAGCAGAAACAGAGAACACGGACAUGUCUGCUGUAACUGCGUCACUCUGCUCCACGCUGAUGUUUGUCCUGUUCGUCUCUGCAGACCAGAAAAACAUCACAGCUGAGUCUGGACAGGACGUCACUCUGACAUGUCGAGCUCCAAACAACAACAUCAUAGUUGUAAAGUGGAGCAGAGCUGAUCUGGGAGAUGAUUAUGUGCUUUUGUACCGGGAUGAGCAGUUUGAUCCAGAAGGCCAGCAUCCAUCUUUUAAGAACCGGGUGGAUCUGCAGGACAGACAGAUGAAGGAUGGAGACGUGUCUUUGAUUCUGAAGAAUGUGACGAUUAAUGAUGUUGGAACAUACGAGUGUGGUGUUGUCCAGCGAGUGAGAGGACCUUUGACUCUAAUCAACACCACCUACCUUCAUGUUGAUCCUCCAGGUCAGACAGGAGGACACGAGAAGGAUGAAGACAACAAAGAUGGAGGAAAGGAAGACAGAAGGAAGGAGGAUGGAUCUGUUGGACUGAAAGUUGGUCUGUCAGUUCUUGUUGUGCUUCUUCUUGUUGCUGUUGUUGGUUUCUUCAUCUACAGAAGCUGUAAACUGAAUCCUGCUGAUCCACAUGUAGCAGAGCAUCUUCAGCCUCCACAGCCUGAAUACCAGAAAAACAUCCCAGCAGAGUCUGGACAGGACGUCACUCUGACAUGUCGAGCUCCAAGCAGCGAGUCAGAGAAAAUGAGCGAACAGCUUCAUCAACUUGAUUAUUGAUCCAGAGAGUUAGUUUCCUGCUUGGCUUCUCAGUGUCCUUGUCUAGUCUCGUCUACUUUUCUACUUUUCUACUCUUUCCCUGGAACUCUCUCACAGUCUGUUCUCUAAAACCUAAAAGAGGAAUUAUGAAUUUGAUCAACUUGUCCCUGAAUGCUAUUGACACCCUCUUCUCUACAAGAAACCUGGGCUCGGGUGAGCCUGAGUGUCCUGGAGGGACAUUCCCUGCCGGUACAUGAUGGACGGGUGGAGGAACUGGAGGGUCGUGUUUACAGACUGUGUUUAGACUGUUCCUUGUUACUUGUUCCUCGUUGCUUGUCAUGUGGUUUAUGCUGUUGUGAUGUGAAUAUGUGUGUGCUCUCAGUGCAGAGGAGUUUUUUUGUUUUCUCUUCUCAUGCUGACCUCCCACAAGGAGCCCAGCAUGAGUAGAGGGUUUUUUUUUCCUCCUCCACUUGCCCAUUGUAUUGUACAUUUCAUUGUGUUUUUCCAAAUUACUACCCGUCUCUGGCCUCUCUUUCCACGUAAUGUCUGUAUGGUCCAAUUUCCCUGCAGGUGUAAAUAUUGCAUGUGACAAAUAAAGGUUUGAUUGACUCACUCUCGCUCUGCAGGCCUACUUGCUGUUCCUAGAGUAUUUAAAAGUAGAAUGGGAGGGAGAGCCUUCA